Mycena indigotica is the source of this 1578-nucleotide messenger RNA. RefSeq names its product GATA-type domain-containing protein. Lineage: Eukaryota; Fungi; Basidiomycota; Agaricomycetes; Agaricales; Mycenaceae. The record is from RefSeq and is a predicted model, not a curated record. The coding region runs from base 1 to 1578 and encodes 525 amino acids. Gene Ontology annotation, molecular function: zinc ion binding; sequence-specific DNA binding. The transcript is spliced from 2 exons. Gene Ontology annotation, biological process: regulation of DNA-templated transcription.
AUGGAGUUCGACGCCCCCAGCCACAGCCACGGCGCGCGCCCCGGCACGGCGAGCAGCAGCCACAACAGCGACAGCGGGUCGCCGUCCCCGCGCACGCCGUCGCCCCCGCUCCCCCUCCCGCUCGCCGCCGGCGGGAAGGGCGGGCAGGGCCAGCAGCAGGUGCAUGUGUUCGGCGGCGGCGAGGAGGACGAGCGCCGGCCGUCGCUGCUGCAGGAGCUGUACGACGAGCCCGUCCCCGCGCCGCACCAGCACGGCCAGCAACACCAGCACCACUAUGCGGACUGGACGUCGCCCGCGUCGCCCCCGCUGCCGCACCAGCAGCAGCAACAAGGCCACAGCCAGCAGGGCCAGGGGAAGGAGUACACGAUGGUGCGCCGCGCGACGCUGCCGUAUUCGCGCCAGGAGUACGCGCACCAGCACCCGCAGUACCUCCCCCACCCGCAGCAGCAGCACCCGCAGUACGACAUGCCGAUGAGCGCGGAGCCCGCCGCGCUGCACGGCCAUGGUGGCCAGUUCUACGACGGGGCGUACGACGGGUACUACCACCAGCAGCAGCAGCGCCUCCAGCAGCAGCAGCAGCAGCAGCAGAUGGCGUACCAGAUGCAGCACCUCCCGCACCACCCCUCGCACCUCCCCCCGUCCCACCACCCACACCUCCCCCCGCCGCACGCGCACGCGCACAUGGGCCCGCUCGCGUACGCCGCGCACGCGCACGCGAUCCAGGUGCAGCACACGGACGACGCCGCGUCGAAGGAGACGCAGUACCUCCGCCGGCGCUGCUUCAACUGCCACACGACGGAGCCGCCGAGCUGGCGCCGCAGCACGCUCAACCCGGGCAAGAUCGUGUGCAACAAGUGCGGGCUGUACGAGCGCACGCACCUGCGCCCGCGCCCGCUCCGCUUCGACGAGCUGCGCGCGGGGAACAAGGCGCGCAAGGGCGGCGCAGCCGGUGGCGGCGUCGCGAAAAGGGAAGGCGGCAGUCCGAAGCAGCCCGCGAGCAGCCCGAAGGGGAGGCGCGGCAGCGUCGGCUCGAACGGGAGCGGGACGCAGAGCAGCGGGGCGAGCGACUGGGACGACGCGGCCUCGGUGUACUCCGCCUCGACGCCCUCGACCUCCUUCAACUCGCCGCACCCGCCGCCGCUCGCGCUCGCCUCGCCGGGGCGCUCCUCCGCGUCGCGCUCCCCGCCGCUGCUGUCCUCCCCGCCGCACUCCGCCGGGCUCGCCCUCGGCAUCCGCCUCCCGCACGCGCCCGAGAUCCCCGGCCUGCGCACGAAGCCGCGGAGCAACACGACCGGCGGCGUCGGCAUGGGGUACGGCGCCGGCUCGCCCGCGCACCUCGGCGCCUCCCCGCACGCGGGGUACGCGAGCCCGCCGGGCCACGUGCUGCACCAUGUCGGCAGCAGCGGGAGCCUGCACGACGAGGUGCUGAGCGGCGCGGGCGCAGGGGAGCUGUAUCGAAGGACGAGCAUGCCGGAUAUGCAUGCCGGUCCGGGGACGGCGUGGGAGGACGGGGGGUAUGGCGGGUACGGGAUGGGCAUGGUGAGCGUGAAGGAGGAGCCAAGGAGCGUGCUCGUGUGA